Messenger RNA from Olea europaea var. sylvestris, 3654 nucleotides. Its product is annotated as U11/U12 small nuclear ribonucleoprotein 48 kDa protein. Bases 110 to 2251 code for a protein of 713 amino acids. Lineage: Eukaryota; Viridiplantae; Streptophyta; Magnoliopsida; Lamiales; Oleaceae. The record is from RefSeq and is a predicted model, not a curated record. The transcript is spliced from 5 exons.
UGGUGCUUGUUAGAUAGGUUGAAGACAAAUAUAGCAGUUCUUCAUAUCAAAAUUCACAUCCGCCGACUAUCUGGCUUUCUGUUGCCGCCGCCGUUCUCUUUUCUCCGCAAUGAACUCUCCGCCGGAGUUCAAAGGCCACCCUCCACACUCCACCGCUAUCUCUCCACCGUCCACCUCUUUAUCCUCUCUCAGCGCUCUUCUCAACCUCGCAGACUCUGCAAUUCGCUCCCUCCCAACACCUCUUCCCACCAACGCCGCCUCUUCUUCUCUCCUCCCUUGCCCUUUCAAUCCCAACCACCGUAUCCCCCCUUCCUCCCUCUUCUCCCAUUUCCUACAUUGCCCUUCCCCUAUAUCUCUCCCUCCACUCCACUACCCUCACACUCUUCACUCCUCUACAUCUGCCGCCGCCGCCACACCCAUAAACCAACUCGAUCCCUCCUCUGACCUCUGCUUGUCCCUGGAAAACUUCCUCGAUUGUACCAAUUUUUUUUACUCUAAUUGUCCUGGAGUCGUCACGCUAACUAACAAUGAAUCUUCAACGUCUGCCAUCUCACCUCCAAUGCUCACUUUGCCUGGAUUUUUAGUGAUUGAAUGCGGGAAUUUCAGUAAUAACCCCUCGAAAGAGUUGAUGGGUUUUUUGGUAAACUCAAUUAGGCUUCUGCCUUCAGAGAUAUGGGCGAUUGAGAAUGAAAUGGAAGCAUGGAGUGAUUUUCCAACCGCGUAUUCUUAUAGAAUUUUGCGUUCAAUUCUGAGAUUGCGUGAUGAUAAAUUGUUGCGACUCCGCAAAUGGAUUGUUGCAGAAUCUCCCAAGUACGGAGUGGUAAUUGAUUUUGCUAUGAGGGAUCAUCUGGUUGUGCUGGUUAGGCUGUGUUUGAAGGCGAUGUUAAGGGAGUCUUUUGGUUUAUCUGGUUCUUUAUUUCGUGAUGAAGAGGCGAAGAUGGAAGAUCAAGAGGCGGGAUUGAACAAAGGCAGUUUUGCCUGCCCGGUUUUGGUGGAAGUACUAAUGUGGUUAGCUUCAGUGUUAGGCAUAUUGUAUGGUGAAGUGAAUGGCAAGUUUUUUGCCAUCAAUAUUUUAAAGAAAUGCGUGUUAGAUUCUUCAUUGAGUGCUUCAUUUUUUCCCUUGGAGCAUAGGGAUUCUGAAUCAAGUGAUUUAGAGAAGGUGGAUGAUGAAAUGAAGGAGUCACUGGACAGUAGUGUAUCAAUUGUUUAUAGUGAGGAGAGUGAAAAAAAUGGUGAUGAACUUGCAACUGUUUGCGGUAGCACAAUUUUGGUUUCCCAAGUGGCAGCUGCAGUUGCAGCAUUGCAUGAGAGGUCAAUGUUUGAAGGAAGGAUUAGGGCUUUUCGUGCGUCAAGAACGCUGUCCACAUACCAACGGUGUAGUUCUUGUAAUGUGGAGCAUACAUAUGUGUCCCAAAAAGCUGACGAGGAAAGGAAAAAUCGCUUGGACUAUAGGCCUAUAAUUGAACAUGAUGGGCUGCUUUGGCAGCGGGGGCGCAAUCAGGAUACAAAUAAAGUAAAGACAAGGGAGGAGUUAUUAGCUGAGGAAAGAGAUUACAAACGCCGGAGAAUGUCGUAUCGUGGCAAGAAAUCGAAGCGAAAUACUAUAGAGGUAAUGAGAGAUAUAAUAGAGGAAUACAUGGAGGAAAUCAAGUUUUCAGGAGGUAUUGGUUGCAUAGGCAAGGGAAUAGAAGAGGCUGAAGCACUUCCAUCUGAAAAUUUGUCGGUACUAGACAGUUCUACUUGCAUUUCGGAUACCUCGAAGAGCUUGCCUGACACGGUUGAAGGAAGUGGAGGUCGAUCACAUAGUUAUAGAAAAGAGUUUCAUACUCGUGAUGAUUCAAAGGACUUUGAGGAUGAUAAUGAGAAUCACAGUCAUGAUCCUAAGAGGCGUUAUGGAUAUCAAGAUUUUAAUGCUGGUAGUGAGAAGGUCAAACACAAUAGAGAUGAUUAUUCCAGAAGCCUGGGUGGAAGGAAUAGUGGCAACCAUUCACGUGAGCAGAGACACAGUAGAAAGCGAGAUUAUGUAGAAGUUUCUGGAGAAGGUUCUUCACGACGUUCGGAUCGAAGCCAUAGCAAAUCUCAUGAUCGAAGUAGUCAUAAAAGAGAGAGAGAUGAAGAUAAUUGGGAGCAUAGAGACCGACAGAGAAGCAAAACAGACAAGGAUCGCAGAUCUGAUUAUAAAUCACGAAAUGAGUUUGUGGACAGAUAUGAUCCUGCUUAUUCUCAUGAUACUUAUGAGGACAAUGUCUGAUUCUUUGCUGUUGUUUUGAUCAAUAGGAUUUGAUAGAUUCGAGCAGAUGAUGACAAUUUCAUUUAUGGUAUGGUGUAACAGGGGUUUCAUUACACAGUAUAAAUUUCUGAAUCUUUCUCUAUCUACGAGAGAAGUCAAUCGGCUCUUUACAGUUUGUCUACACCUGUAUCCUUCUCUGUAUCCUCGGGAAAUUUUUCUAUAUAUUGAUCAUGCUUUAAUUUUGAAUGAUGUAUAUGCUCUUCUUUUCUAAGUUUAAAUACUAUACACAGUUUUCUAUGUUAACUAACAUUUUCGAAUGUUAACGCUUGUUUAACUAGCACUCUUAAACCUGAAAGCAGCACCAGAAUAGGAAUAUUUUUUUUUUCAACAAUCAGAAUUUAGAUAUUUAGACUCAAUUGUCUUUGCUUUUGACAUCACACCAGUAUUUUUAUAUUCAUUUGCUUUUGACACAAACUAUUUAUAAUUGGUUAUGUCCCUGUUUUGGUUAAUUAUGUCAAUUCAUUUUCAGUGAUUUAGAAGUGUUUAAUACUCGUCCGACCUUUUUGCAGAAAAUUUAGAAGUAGUCGAGUUGAUGAAAUGGACAAUGUAAAUGGUGUUUUGACCAUAUAAUGUGCGAAAAAAUCCAUAUUAUUUACUAAGUGGUUGUUUGAUAAAACAUUGCAAAAAUAGGUGAUCAAACUUCAAUUUUUUGACCAUGUAUUUCAUGGACCAACAACUUUUAUUAACUCUUAAUUUUUCAACCAUACAUUUUAUCAAUUUUUAUCAAAAUCUGCUCAAACUUUUAUCAAAAGCUUUGUCAAACAACCCCUAAUAUUUGUAAUGAUGAUUGAUGGUACAGUGCGACCUGUUUUGAUUUGUGAUUUUUUAUGAUCUGGUGUAUAAACAUUCUUCAUUAUAAUUUAAUAUGUAGUUUUCUUGUAGACUAGAAAUUAUGGAUAAACGAUGAUAUUCCAUUUAAAUAUGUUUGAUGAAUGAUAUUUUACAGUUCCUCAUGUAAAAAUGUCUAUUUUUUAUUUUUAUUUAUCUUUCUUUUAAUGAGUGUCUUGUAAGAUAUCCUUGAAUAAAUUUCCGGCCUUGGUUCUUCCUUAGAAACCAAUUGAGAAGAGAAUCCAGUCUUCUUGGACCUUAAUGCCUCAACUGGUUGCAAAAACACGAGGAUAUAGAGUUGAACCUUGAUACUAUCUUAUAGUAGUAAAAAAAUAUGUAUUUUAUUAUGCACUUGUGCAAUUUUAGCUCAUACAUGGUAUGUGAGGUGGUGUACUUCAAACUGCAAUUCUCGACCAUGUUCACUGCUAAAUGCUAAUGUUAUAACUUUUUUGGUCCAGCCUAAAAUUUGAUUGUAGGGAUCAUUUGUAGAAACAAUUAAUUUGAGCAUAAAUUGAAAAGUCUGUUUUAUGGGAUUA